This is a messenger RNA of Staurois parvus, 3975 nucleotides long. The record is from the annotation of a GenBank genome assembly. Lineage: Eukaryota; Metazoa; Chordata; Amphibia; Anura; Ranidae.
CAGGACCCCCGUAUAUGCAGGUGACUAUAGAAGAUGUGCACGCCAACUGCGGGGAGACGGCACAGUUUGACGCAGUUAUAGACGGAAGCCCCCCACUUACCAUUACCUGGUACAAGGAUAACACAUUGCUGAAGGACAGCGAUCGAUUCCAGCUGGUGAGAGAUGGCAGGAAGUGCUCCCUGGUCAUCCGGAGCACAGAGCGCGGCGACGGCGGCGUGUACACGUGUGUGGCCAGGAACAGCGGAGGAGAGGUGUCUUGCAAGGCUGAGCUGGUUAUGCAGGAAGAGGAGAAAGAAGACGACACGAAGAUUGUUCACAAGAGAAGGAAGCUAAAAUCUUUCUUUGAGGUUAAAGAGGAGAUUGGCAGAGGGUCCUUUGGCUUCGUGAAACGCGUAGUGCACAAAGGUAAUGGCGCAACAUGUGCCGCUAAAUUCAUUCCACUGAGAAGUAAGACUCGGCAGCAAGCGUACCACGAGCGUGACAUCUUGUCGGAAGUGUCGCAUGAGCGAAUCACUCUGCUCCUUGAUGCCUUUGAAACAAAGAAAACACUCAUUCUUAUUUUGGAAAUAUGCUGCGGGGAGGAACUGCUGGACCGACUCUUCCGGAAACACACUAUCACAGAAAAAGAGGUGAAGCUGUAUAUCAGACAACUCCUUGAAGCCGUUGCUUAUCUUCACGAAAAAAAUAUUCUUCAUCUGGACAUCAAGCCGUCCAACAUUCUGAUGGUUCACACCGAUAAGGAGGACAUUAAACUCUGCGACUUCGGAUUCUCCCAGAAAAUAAUCCAGUCUGAGUUCCAGUACAGCAAGUAUGGCUCCCCCGAGUUUGUUCCUCCAGAAAUUGCUGCUCAGGCGCCCGUAUCCAAGUCUUCCGAUAUCUGGCCUGUCGGGGUUAUUAGCUACCUAUGUUUGGUUAGCGCCUCCCCAUUCGCGGGCCAGAACGACAGAGAGACGCUAAUGAACGUACAGCAAGCCAAGAUUAGCUGGAGCUGCCCGGGCUUCACCCAGCUCGGUGCCAAUGCCCAGGACUUCAUGAGACAAGCCAUCCAGAGGUCUCCGGAUGCACGGCCGAGUGCUACACAGUGUCUCCAGCAUAAAUGGUUUGUGGAGAGUUCCAGCCCAGAGGACACACAGCCAGUCAGCUCCAAGAACCUCCGAUUCCUUGUUGCCCGCAGUAGGUGGCAGCGCUCCUUGAUGUGCUACAAAUCCAUCCUGGUGAUGAGGUCGAUUCCUGAGCUUCUGAAUGGAAAGCAGGAGAGUACUUCCUUGGGUGUGCCACGGCAUUUAGUGGAAUGCAGCAGUUCUUCGAGUAGUAGCGGUUCUUCUUCCGAUAAUGAGAGUGAUGUCAGUCCUACCGCUAGGGACUGUAACCCUUCUCUGGAAUUGCACUUAUCUAUUUUCAAAAUGUCUGAAAAAGACGGCUUGCAACAGCCAUACACGCCUGAACCUGAAAUGGACAAAAACACCAAAUGCAUAACUCAAGAAGAAGAAAAAAUGGAAAGCAAAGAUGUAACAAUUCAUGACACCUCUCCCAUGAUUGGAACCAAAAGAGAGCACGAUAAAGCUUCUGGGUUGGGUGAAAGCCAAGAAGAUCUAGAAGAUGAUGAAAAAAUGUUGGUUCAUUCCGUAGAAACAUCACCAGGAAUGUUACCAUUGCACAGAUCUGCAACUAUCGAGGUUGGUGUCCUGGCUUCCAAAAAAGCCAAAACUGGGGCUUUUGUUAGAGGAACUUCUGCAGACAGUGCUUUACGUCUUCCAAAAGGAUCUGAAAAGCCAUCAUUAGUUUGUGUACCAAGGCAGAGUAUCAUUAAUAGUACCUUUUACAACCAAGCUGGUGAAGGACAGCCUACAGCUCCCAGAGAUGGCACAUUAAAGGAUAAAGACUUCAUCAAGCACAGAGAGCGAGCACGUAGGAGUUUAAUGAAAGCUGGUUACUCACAAAAAAUUUUAAGUGGAUUACGAGAGCCUCUGUUGGAGCAGUUUGCAAUGGAGCAGAGAAUACUAUCUCAGGAUCCCUCCCAAAUGGACCAACUGGGCUCUCUGAAAAAAUCUGCUUCUUUUGACCUGGCAAAAGUAUCGCUAAGGUCUUCCUUUAAAGUUUCAAGCAGAAGUCGUUCCCUGGAUGACUACAGAUCAAGACCCUUGAGUGUUUACAAAGGAACCGUUGUAGAAGAAAAAGAUCACAUUUCCACAAAAACUUCAAAAGAGGCACUUAACAAAUCGGAUACCGCCAUCACUAAACCUCAUUCUGAAGAGUUCUGGACUGCACCUCCAAAGAAAUCUUCAACACAGAGGCCUCUUUCAGCCCCACCUUCUGAUAGGGAUAACGCCAUUAUCGCAGUGUUCCAUCAACAACCCUUGCAAGAUAUGAGUGAUAGUAAAGCAAGGUCUUCUUCUGCUGUGCUGGGAGGAGAAGAAAGUACAAUAAUAACUUUUAUUAAGCCAAAACAAGUGACAGAAUCCGAAUCUCUAGCAAAACCUCACACAGUGGUGAUAAAAGAUACAGAUGUAUGGCCAACACCUCAAUCUCCGGGAAAAGCCUCUGAAGAAAAGGAACAACCUACAGAUUUACAAACUGGAGUGAAGUUUACAGUUCACACAACAUCUCAGAGAAAUGAAUUCCUUGCCUCGGAUGUUCCAGUAGAAAAGACAUCUGAUAGAGUUAAUACAUUCUUCCCAAAAGAUGAGGAGGGAGAAGAAGAGGCUAAGAUUUUUGCAGAAGGACAAAUACAGAUUGUACACUUUAGGGAAGACAACUCAAGAAUAGCAGUGAUACAUCAAAGUGCUGGAGACUUUUCAGCUAUAUCAAAGGAUACCACAACUCAAGAAGAAGUUGCUCAAUGCCCCACAAUAAUGAUGCAGUCGGAACCUGUGCCAGAUUUAGUCUUUCCAGAAAGAACUCCAACAGAGUUAGUUAUAGCAGCCAAACAUGAUCGUGAACACAAAAUAAAACCAUACAUAGAACAAAUGUUCGAGAGAGAAGACAAUCUGGUCAUUUCUUCAUCUCAAACAGAACAUGGCAUGACUGUUCAGGAAGAUAGAGUGCAAAUUGCUGGCAAAGACUUGCAGUUCUCAGUAUAUAAAGAUGAGCAAAGUGCUACUAUAGAUGAACUUGUAGGUGAGAUGUCUUCUUUGUCUGAAGAGAUGGAGGUGUUGGCCAGUGAACAAAAGGAAACAAGCCAAGGAGACCCUACUUUUCCAUCCUUAGUUGACCAAACUGACCAAACCAAGGAACCACCAGGAUUGCAAGAUGUAGGACAUUUCACAGGUGAUUCACAAGACAUGGAAACAGAGCCCAGUCCUUUGGGCGAGCCUUUGAAGGAACCACCAAUCACAUCAAUCUCACAGUGCAGCUUUUAUGAAUCUCUAUCACAGGCCCAUGUGUCACCUGCACCCCUUGAAAACUUUGAAGAGUUCACCAUAGAAAGUUGCAGCUCUAGCAAAACUUUUAUUUCUCAUUCUGAUAGCUCCGGGACAGGGAGAAGGUCCGAUAAUUUCUCUGACUUGGAGGAAACCGGACGACAUUCAGAAGUAUCGCUGGUGGAGAUUGGAGGGAUCCAUCGUGACGCAUCUUCAAAUGAUUCCGACAAAAUGAAGCUUGUUCCAUUUGAAUUUGAAUCUACUCAUCUCAAUGAUUUUUAUGAUAUUUUAAACAUUUCAGCAAAGCACUGAAGAAAACGUAGCAAACUCACAACCUGAAAAAGACCUUAGUGAAGCUGCGAUGGACAUCUCCGGUAAAGGGUUGACAAAGGACCCGAAGACCACUACUCCUCUCCAACCACUGCAGCCCUCUGAUCCUGGCAAGACUGCACUGAAGGAGCGCAAAUCCUCUAGAAAACGUAUUAAACUCUUCCGACCUAAUGGAAAGUCUGAGUCGACAAUGAAAUCUGCGGAGUCCAGCCUGAAACAGAAAGUCAAAGCUUCAGUUGCUAACAUUUCGCGAAUCAUCAGAAAAAGGCAAGGAAAUGGAAAAGAU